UGUGGGGAAAUCCGAAGGGUUGCGUUGGUACCUCCGCGCCCGCCAUGUUUGUUGUGGUGCUCGGUGUCCAAGUUUCUGUCGUUCCUUCUGAUUGUGAGUUUGUCAGCGUUUUAUUGAGAGCUUGGGUUUUCCCCCUCAACACAAAAGACUACCAUGACUGCGUGGACGACUCAGCAGCUUGAUAUCCUAGCCAAACUCCAGGAUGUCUUGGAGGGGACGAGGCGCGACCCCUUUCCUCGGCUCGUCCGGGUCGAGGGACGCUCCCACACUGGCAAGAGCACCCUGAUAAUGGAAAUGGCGCACCGAGUCAAGCGCCACUACGGCGGCAAGCCCGAGACCGUGCUGGUGGUGGCCACCACGAAUGCGGCCGCUGCUGCGGUGGGUGGAGCCACCUUCCACCGCGCCUUCGCGCUGCCGCUCGAUCCCAGGUUCGCCAAGCCCGAGGACUUGAGCCAAUUCGAUCGGGACAGGCUGGCGCAGGUCCGAGUCCUCAUCAUUGAAGAGGCGAACAUGGUCUCGAAGGCCCUGUUGGACCAGGCAGACAGGCGGCUCCGGACGGCGGUCGGUGAGAACGGUCUGCCGUUCGGGGGGCGCGGCGUCUUUGCCUUCGGGGAUCAUGACUCCUGGGGGCCGAUGGACUCGAGACCAGGAACACGGCCCAACGAGUCCAUCUGGUCGGCGUUCGGCGCCCUGGUUACCCUGGAGCAGUCGCACGUCCCGGAGGUGUCGUUCAGACACGCGCUCCAGCGCCUGGCCGACGACGCCAUCACGGACAAGGACACCGAGCUCUACGAGACGCGCCUGCUGAGCAAGCUCCCCGCGACCGAGCGGCAGCUGUUCGACGACGCGCCUCGGGUGUGCAUCGGCAAGGAUGCCGUGCUGACCUACAACAACCGCCGCAAGGUGCUGGAGAGCUCCCGCCGGCCAGAGUCCGCCGUGGUGCACGAAGUCCAGCCGUCCGUGGACCCCUACACGCGGGUGGAGCUGUGGGAGGGCGCUAAGGUGGUCAUCACCGCCAACACCAGGGCGGGGUCCUUCGCCGGAGAGCUGGGCGAGGUGUCCGUCCUGCAUCUCACGAGCACCAAGAGGCUGACCGGCGUGUCGGUCCUCCUGGAGUCCGGCAAGGUGGUGGAGUUGACCGCCGACGCCAACGGCAACUACCCGCUGGCGCCGGCCUACACGGCCCUGACCCUGCCCAAGGCCUUGGGCCUCCACUUCGCCAGGGUCGUGGUGGAGCUGCCCAUCGGCGGAUGGGGCGGGGUCCAAUACCUUUACGGGGCCGUGUCGCGGGCCAGGGAGUGGGCCGGCCUGGCCUUCGAGGGGGGCGAGGUCCCUAGGCCCAAGGGCAAGCGCCAGUGGAGAAAGCCGGCAGCGGCCGCCAACCCUGUCCCUUUCAUGCAUUGGGAGUACUAUGGGUUCGGCUACGAUGACGAGUUUGGCGAGGAUUACUCCGAGGGAGAUUAUGACGAGGAGGCUGAAGAGGAGGAGGGGGAGGAGGCUGAAGAAGAGGAGGAAGUCGAGGACGAGGAAGAGGUCGAGGAAGAGGAGGACCUGGUGGAUGAAGAGGAUGAGUCCAGUGAAGAGGGGGAUGUUGGUGGACAGAAGGUUGCUGAAAAAGAAAAGUGAAAUGGUUACAAUAUGCCUGUUAGGUUCCUGAAUGACAAUGAGCCUUGCAAUUCCUUUAUACUUAUGGAUAAGUAUUUUAAGACUGAAAAGUACUCUGCACAGUGAAUUGCUGAGUUCAAUGCUGAUAAUUCAGCUCAAUUGACUGCUUAAUGUUAUUUUUCAAAUUUUUUUUUUUUAAUGCAAAUUACUGUAGUAUUUAAGAUUUCUUAGUUAGCAACAACAAGCAUGUUCUUAUGAUUUGACUAUCAUAGUUUAUUAUCAAUUCCUGUUUUGUACAUAAUAAAGAUUCUAGUUUCUUCUCA
Molecule: messenger RNA, 1928 nt
Organism: Thrips palmi
Lineage: Eukaryota; Metazoa; Arthropoda; Insecta; Thysanoptera; Thripidae
Exons: 6
Coding region: 154-1626 (490 amino acids)
Biological process (GO): DNA repair; telomere maintenance
Molecular function (GO): DNA helicase activity
Source: RefSeq, a predicted model, not a curated record